AUGGGUAUUUCCAGGGAUUCCAUGCACAAGAGGCGUGCAACUGGAGGCAAGAAGAAGUCGUGGAGAAAGAAGAGAAAGUAUGAGCUUGGGCGCCAAUCAGCAAACACCAAGUUAUCAAGCAACAAGACAAUCCGGAGGAUUCGUGUUAGAGGUGGAAAUGUAAAAUGGAGGGCGCUGAGGUUGGAUACUGGAAAUUAUUCGUGGGGUAGUGAAGCAGUUACCCGGAAGACUCGAAUUCUAGAUGUUGUUUACAAUGCCUCAAACAAUGAGCUUGUGAGAACUCAGACUCUGGUCAAGAGUGCUAUUGUUCAGGUUGAUGCUGCACCUUUCAAGCAGUGGUACCUUCAGCACUAUGGUGUUGAUAUCGGCAGAAAAAAGAAAGCAGCAUCCAAGAAGGACUCUACUGAGGAGGGCGAGGCUGCUGCUGAAGAAACGAAGAAAAGUAACCAUGUGCAGAGAAAACUAGAGAAACGCCAGAAAGAUCGCGAACUUGAUUCCCAUAUUGAAGAGCAAUUUGGUGGUGGCCGAUUGUUGGCAUGUAUUUCUUCUCGCCCUGGACAAUGUGGCAGGGCUGAUGGGUACAUUCUGGAAGGUAAGGAGCUGGAGUUUUACAUGAAGAAACUCCAGAGGAAGAAGGGAAAAGGUGCUACUUAA
This is a messenger RNA of Sphenostylis stenocarpa, 654 nucleotides long. The record is from the annotation of a GenBank genome assembly. NCBI's taxonomy places the organism in Eukaryota, Viridiplantae, Streptophyta, Magnoliopsida, Fabales, Fabaceae.